Lingula anatina is the source of this 3214-nucleotide messenger RNA. RefSeq names its product transmembrane protein 201. Gene Ontology annotation, cellular component: nuclear inner membrane. Gene Ontology annotation, molecular function: lamin binding; actin filament binding. The record is from RefSeq and is a predicted model, not a curated record. Lineage: Eukaryota; Metazoa; Brachiopoda; Lingulata; Lingulida; Lingulidae. Gene Ontology annotation, biological process: nuclear migration along microtubule.
UCUGUGUGUCACAAAGCGUGAACCCCCUUACGUUCGUACACUUUUGGGGUUAUUUCUAGUUGAUUUCAUUGAAAAAUAUGACUACAGUUUUGCCUUUAGUUGCUGGAACGUCAAGUGCAAUAGCAGCUGGUGCAAUUUUAUACAGAAUCAUUAGACCCAAGUUCAGCAUCCGUGUCAACUGCUGGUUUUGUUGCCGUGAUACAGUAGUGCCGUAUGGAAACAAGGACUGCUGGGACUGCCCUCACUGUGAACAGUACAACGGGUUUGCUCAGGAUGGUGACUACAACAAGCCCAUCCCGUCCCAGUAUUAUGAGAGUAUGAACCAUCCAAUGACAGCAGUACAGACAGAAGAUGCCUACAAAGACAGCCGCAGUGUGUUGUGUGAGGCUUGCAGCAGGAAUCAGCUCCUCAAGAUCAAACAGUUGGCCAACUUUGUCCCCUGUAACGAGGGUAACUAUGACACAGAGGUGGCCAUGUACAGAGAUCAGCUGGAGCAUACCUAUCAACUGUGUAAAACCUGUCACAUCAAAGUUAAACAAACAUUAAACAAACAAGACCAGGUGUUACAGAGAAAGAUGAUGAAACAACACCUGAAGACACCUGACUCUCCCUCAGCUUGCUCAGAUCAUUUUGUCCACAAGGUGGGGCCACCUGCUCACAUCAAUCUAUUACGCCUCACCUCCCUCCUGUGUGCAAUCACGCUGCUAGUCAUCAACUUCCACAGUCUUCAGGAACACAGCGACACUCCCCUCAUCAACCUGCAGCGAUAUCUACCUAGAAGUGCUCUGAAGUAUCUGUCCCAGAUCUACAGCCUGGCGUAUACAGUGGUGUUUCUGGGAUUUUUCAGUGGGAUAACAGCAACAUUUCUGUUUGGGAAAGAUAGGCUAGUGUUGUGGGAUGCUGUGGCCUCCUUUGUGUGGCUGGGACUCCUUUUCGUCCACUCCAGUCUCCCGGCAAAGCUGACUCGUUUACAGGCCCAGGACAGCCAUAUUUUACAGGUUGCGCUAGCGCUGCUGUGCACCCUGUUAAGCAUGUUAUGCUGGUUAAUUGAUAGAACACCUAGAAGUCAGAGGAGGCAGCUCACUAGAGGGAGGCACAGGAGAGCCAGCAGCUUUAUGUCAGACACGUCAGACCUCUCUCACCACUCUAGUCCUGGCGCUGACAGAAUGUCUGCAUCUUCAGAGGACUUUGACAGUGUUAGUCAAGUAUCCAAUCACACAGGAGCAUCAGGUCACAUGACACAUCAGAUAUCCAAUCACAUGUUGACCACAAGUCAUGUGACAAGACAUUUGCCCAAUCACAAUGAUACAAGAGAGACCUUGCAGUCUGGGCAUCCUAUUGAUAGCAAGUUGGAAACCAUGAGUUUGGGACCUCCAUCCAGGAGAAAAACUGGCAAGGGUGCUUUUGACUUGAAGGGCGUCAUUUCCUCCAAUCAUGUCACCUCCACCACCCCUACACCGCGCGGCAUUCUGGGAUCACUGGGGAAGAAACGCCCACUCAUAUCUCCUGCCAGGUUCACGGCCAGUCCAGGGUCACCAGCAGGGGGCGCUGCAGUGACAGCUGGACGUGGUGCAGUGACUGCUAGAAAACUGUUCAACUUCUCUCAGAGCUGUGGUCCUGGAGUACGUAGCUUGAAUGGUUCCAGUACAGGACACAACAACAACAAGGAAAUGACAGAAGAAGAAAGCAACUCCUCCUCAUCUUCCUCAUCUCUUUGUCCUGUGGACAGUUCAUGUCCAUAUGAAAAAGAAGAGAAAAGUAACACACAGAGUAAGAGCUCCUUGUUCUGGCAAAGCCUGCUUGGGGUCAGCAUUGGUUUGAAUGUGGCUGUGGCUGCUUAUGUGGCUGCAGAUUACUUUGGCUUGGGAUUGAGGUGAACUCAGAUCAGGAUGGUUUGAGGAUUGAGGAUAUCUCGGAUCUGGAUGGUUUGAGGAUUGAGGAUCGAGGAUAUCUUGGAUCUGGAUGGUUUGAGGAUUGAGGAUAUCUUGGAUCUGGAUGGUUUGAGGAUUGAGGAUUGAGGAUAUCUUGGAUCUGGAUGGUUUGAGGAUUGAAAUGAACCCAGCUCUGGAUUUUUGGAGGAUUCGUUGUCGUUGAGAGGAAGAAGAGGUCAGGGUGAACCCCUACCAGUCAUACCCUUCACUGCCAUGGCAAAUUCUUAUAUAAAAAGAUGAGCUUGUACCAUGACAUAACAUAUUCUCAGUAAUUGAUUUCACAAAUCCGUUCCUUACCACUGCCACUGUAGUGAAACAGACAUGAUGUAGGAUGUGCUCUGCCAGACCUCCAUGUGUCUGUGUCAUGUUGUGUGAACACAUUAUGAGAUAAUCCUGCUCUAUUUUAUUAUACAGAUGCUAUACUAAUGGAUUUGCUUCUACUCUCACUUUGAUUCUUGACUUUGGGAGUCUGUACACUUGACCUAAAAAGUUUGGAAACAUUUUGAAUUAUUAUGAAAUAACUAUAUGAGCUAAGGUAAAUAUUUUAUCCAAAUAUUGACGGAGAAUGCAUCCAUCAUUCGUUACUUUUUUAUAUACACUGAAGGUUUUCCCACUAUAUUACAUAUUUUUUAAAUAACUGAAAAACAAUUUCAUGUUUGUGAACUUUUUUGGUCAAGUGUAUAUUAUCAUCAUAAGUAACCAGACACCUAAUUGAAUCUAUAUUAGCAGUAUUGGAUGAUACAAGAAGAUAUAUGAUAGCUGGUAUGAAGUACUAGUGCAGUGAUGUUACUAUGAUAUUUAUCUAAGCAGCUGCAGAUUUCACAGUGAAACAUCUUCUUUAUAACCAGGAAGAUAACAUUGUUUUGGCAGGAGCUUAUCAGAAAUUUCUUAGACAUAAAACUGACAGCUCGAGUUGUUUCUUUUCUUUAUUUUCUGCUUAAAAGAAUAUCUACAAUCAUUUCAACUAGGAGAGAGCAAGACAGAGCUAGCCAAACGGAGGUUGAUUAUUAUAAAAUCUUUAUAUUCUUCUCUCGGAGAGAGACUGGUAACUCAAGUUUGACUUUUGACCCAAAGGGAAAGUUAAAUGGGUUCUUGUUCUUUAAACUGUGAUAUUAUGUGUUGAAAAGAUGAAAACAUAUAGUAGCUUUUUUUGUCCACACGAUUUUACUUAUAUAUCCCCAUUGCAUUUCUUUCAAUGUUGAAUAAUUUCCUUAUAAUAUAUAGCUUAACUUUACCAAAAAUUAUAGAAAAAUGUUUUGUUGCAUUUAUUGCUUUAAAAAGGA